Molecule: messenger RNA, 1221 nt
Organism: Moneuplotes crassus
Lineage: Eukaryota; Ciliophora; Spirotrichea; Euplotida; Euplotidae
Source: the annotation of a GenBank genome assembly
CAUAUUUAAAAAUCGUAUAAUAUGGAAGGCGAAGAGGAGGCUACUGCCAUCAACCCUGAAGUACUCAUGGAAGAUAUUAUAGAAUAUCUUAAAUUACUCAAUUACGAAGGAGAUUUCUGUUCUGAGAGAGGUCUAAAACCACUCAGCAGGUGUUACUUUGCAGUUAAAUUCAACCCUUCUGAUCAAUUUAUGUAUUUUGUCAGCUUGGUGUCUUGGCUUCUGACCUGAUGAGGACAGACACCAGGUGGCUGGAAUCAAUAUGAUGAUCCAAAUACUGUUACUAAUAACAUUGUACUUGAUCUAAAGAAAUUAGACAUCCUUAUUGAUUUCCCACCUUCAAAAUUGAAAUCUGGAUCAGGAGAAGCAGUCUGCCAAGCUUUGCAUGGUCUUGUAGAAGUUGCUCUAAAAGCUCAAAAAUUUAAGUUCAGACAACCUGUUAUUCCAGAUGAUGACGAAGAACAAGUCAACGAAGAUGAUGGUAAUGAUAAUGAUGACAACAAUCAGAUUGUUGACCUCGCUAACGAUGCCUUUGACGAUGAUGAUGACAUCGCUGAGCUUGUUGAAGGCUUUCCAGGUGAUGCCAAAGGUAACGAAUUCGAGGCUGAGAAUGAAAUCAUUGAAGCCGGAAUCGACCCGGACGAGUGGCAUAGAGAGUGUCAAAGAGUAGCCCAUAAGCUCAAAAUAAAGGAGUCUCAUGAUGCUCAGGAAUGGAGAAGUCAUCUUGAUCAGACCAAAAAGUACGCAGAACAGGUCCAACAAACCCUGCCAGAUGUCAGGUCCAAACUUGAGAAAAUUGCAGAUGAAGUCAGCAGGGCUCUUGAGAAGAUCUCGAAGAAGGAAGGAAUGUUCAAGACUAGGCAUGAUACAAUGACUGGAGACUAUAAGCAAGUAGCCGAAACAAUGAAGGAAAAUACGAACGAAUUCAAUAGGCUCAAAAACUCAGUCCAAGAACUAGAGUCAGAACUGUAUGAUGUAGAGGAGAAAUUAGCUGAUGUGAAGAAGAAAAUGGAUGAGAACCAAUCCAAGAUUUCAGACGCUUCACCUCUCCAAAAAAUCAAGAAAGGAAUUACAAAAAUGCAGAAAGAAAUUAGAGCUGUGGAUAUCAGAAUCGGGGUUGUCUCCAAUACUCUGACACAACUCAAGCUGAAAGAGAGGAACACUGAUGACACUAAGAAAGGGGAACUCCAAGAAGAUGACGAAGAGAUGGAUCUUGAACUCUAG